Messenger RNA from Drosophila rhopaloa, 1790 nucleotides. It is a transcript of the gene Qsox4, whose product is annotated as sulfhydryl oxidase 1. Gene Ontology annotation, cellular component: Golgi membrane. Lineage: Eukaryota; Metazoa; Arthropoda; Insecta; Diptera; Drosophilidae. Gene Ontology annotation, molecular function: protein disulfide isomerase activity; flavin-dependent sulfhydryl oxidase activity. The record is from RefSeq and is a predicted model, not a curated record. Gene Ontology annotation, biological process: protein folding.
AUGAAUCGAGCGCAAAGUACGUCAGAUUUAUUAAUUAUUUUGUGCAUCUUUCUGUUUUCCUGUGGACUUUUCGCGAACGAGUUACUUUAUAAGCCAGAAGACAAUGUAGAGGAGCUCGAUUUUGCAACAUUGGAAACUAAACUUAAUGAGUCAACAGCGGCAAAGCUGGUGAAGUUCUACAACGGAUUCUGUGAGGACACCCAAAAAUUUAUACCCGCCUUCAGGAAUCUGUCCCGUAAACUUUACAAGUGGAUACGCAUACUAAAGGUCCACGUGCUCGAUUGCUCACAGGACACGAAUCACAAGAUUUGCCGUAGUUUCGAUAUCCGUAAUACACCUACGCUGCGAUACUUUCCACCGAAUUACACUCGAAAGCCAGACGAUCUGGGCACCGAGAUCACCAGUCGGAAUGUCAAGGAAAUUGCGUCGACCCUGGCAUUAAAUCUCCAAACAUUAAAGUACUUUAAUAUGUUGAAGCGGGAGGACAAUGUGACGCAUAUAUUUGAAAACUACAAAUACGUAAAGUACGUUGCUUUGGUCUUCCAAAUGUGCAUGACCAAUUUCUAUCCGCACUUCGAGACCGGGCAUUCCAUGGAGGAGAAGUACGCCCACUUGGACGAUUGCAAUGAUGAAAAUCCGGUAAUUUCGGCCAUUGGCAGGAACACCCUACUCGCACUGCUGCGCUAUGAUGAAAUCGUAGUGCGCGUCUUCGAUGAUCAUGAUAUAUACAACAACUUCGGCAUAUCACCAGUACCAAAUUUGCUAAUACUCGUAAAUCGAGCUGGAAAAAUGCUGUUCCUCACCCCCGAGAUGGAUUCCAGUGAGGCCUAUGUGGCCGCCAUCGAGCAGUUCCUCAAGUUUAUGGACUACAAGCCACAGAGUCCACUGCCGAAAACCUUGCCAGCCGACAUCAAUGCUGCCCUGCGGUACGAGAUAUUCGAGCAACUUAAGCACCAACCGCAUCGAGUCUUUCGAGCCGAUCUGGAAAUAGCUAUUGACCAUAUCCUUAACGUGGAGCUCCUCAAAACAUCACUAUUUGUGGGAAAAAAGCUAACUGUCCUGCGAAAUUUUCUAAGGCUGCUCAACUACAUAAGUCCGCUUCGUCCAGAAGCAAAAGAAAAGAUAAAAAGUCUAUACUAUGCGAUGAGAGUUAAAAAAAAACUUUCGGGAGUCGAGUUAAAGAAUUUGAUUUGGAAAUCGUUCAAGGAUUAUAAGUUUCCCGGAAAGCUAUACAUUGGUUGCAUUGCCUCUCGUCCUUUUCUGCGUGGUUUCGACUGCUCCCUUUGGACACUUUUCCACUAUCUCACCGUGGAAUCGGGACACAUCGAUGCGGGUUCCGUUUUGUUGGUCUUUCAGGGAUAUGUCAAAUUUUUCAUGGAGUGCAAAGAGUGCCGAAAGAAGUUUAAGCAAUUCGAGACGCUUCGACCAUUUGCUGACAUAAGCAACAAGGACGCCCAGAUACUUUGGCUGUGGGAAGCCCAUAAUAAUAUCAACAGGCAGUUGGCCGGCGGUUCCACUGAGGAUCCCAAAUUCCCAAAGAUUCAGUUUCCAAGCAAAAAAGAUUGCCCCAGCUGUCGGGAUCACCAGUCCAAGUGGCGAAUGGAUGAAGUGCUAAAGUAUCUAAAGCACAUCUAUUGCCAAGAAAAUCUCAGCUGGUUCGGAAUGGCAUCAGCAAAUGCCUACACUUCAUAAUUUAAAUAUUUCCAUAGCCAAUAAUUUAAUUUAUAUGCUUAUCCUGUAUUUUAUAUUUUCAUUCUUUAUCAUCACCAAUACAAACAUUAAAUAAAACA